Messenger RNA from Mesorhabditis spiculigera, 2025 nucleotides. NCBI's taxonomy places the organism in Eukaryota, Metazoa, Nematoda, Chromadorea, Rhabditida, Rhabditidae. The record is from the annotation of a GenBank genome assembly.
AUGCCGUUUGGAAUGCCACCCGGGCCUCGUCCUCCACAAGACCAAUAUUUGCGGGAUACCAUCGACAAAAUGGCCGCCUUUGUGGCUAGAAAUGGUCCUGGAGUUGAGGAAACUACUCGGCAAAAACAGAGCGGAAAUGAAACGUUCUCCUUCUUGUACGACCGAGAUCAAUUCAACCCCUACUAUCGAUUUCGCGUAGACAUGGAAUUGUCAUAUCUGCGAAAUGGUCCACCUCCAGCUGGCCCGUCAGGUCCACCCCCUGGACAUCAAAAUUACCCGCCCACGCCUCAACACGAUCAGCAACAUCGUGGCCCACCACCUAUGACCCCCCAGCCCGGUCCAUCAACCUCCUCUCAUCAAGCCAAUCCGGAGACUUCUGCAGCCAGACAACAGAUUGAUGCUUGCCGGGCGGCGAUCAAGCAGAGUGAACAAAAUCUUCAGGCACAACACGAUUCGAUACCCUUGAUCAAAGAUGCCCAACUGCUCCAGGGCGCGAUAGAUGCGGAAAAUUCGAAAAUUGCUACACUUUUACAGCAAGUAAAACUCGAUGUGGCGCCCCUGACGAAUAUGUUGGAGCAGCUGAACGGGAAGGCUUCAAAGGAUGCUGUAGUGUCAUGUAAGAAAUGGAUACUCGACUCCUGCCAAACCGAUCAGCAACGGGAAAUCAUUCUUCUCUAUCUCCAGCAUAGAAUCCGCGAGACGUCGUCAAGUGAUAGCUUCCGAAUCCACAUUUUAUACUUGAUCAACGACUGGGCGCAUCAUUGCCAACGCAAAAAGUUGACCGGACAAACUGCCAUGUUAUCGCGUUACGUCCCGAAAAUGUUUGCCUGGAUUUCGGAGGCGGCGCAAAAUCGGGCUUCGGCCAACGAAAAGCUGGAGAAACUCGUCGGCACGUGGGAGGGGCACAAGUAUUUCAACGAGCAGUGCUUCAAGCAACUCCGCAACCCGUUGCACAUCUAUUCGUCGGAUCGUACUGCGUUGUUGACGGAAAAUCGGGCUGUUUUACAAACGAUCGAAGCCCAGCUGACGGCGAUGCUUUCCGGCUACGAGGCGCAGCACAAUGAGUUUUGCAAGCACCAGAUGAAUCAGAUCAAGAUGCUCGAGGCUCAGAUUGCGGAGGCGGAGCGGCCUGAAGUGCCAAAAUCUCUGCUGGACCUGAAACUUGCGCCGCCGCCCCAAAUGGAUCAACCGCGAAGAUCACGCUUCGAUCAAACAACCGCCAACAGUUUCGCCUCGGAACGUUUCCAGCCAGCGGCAAGAGGUGAAGAACGAUACCAUGGCGAAGAUGAUGAGGACAUUGACGGAAUCGAAUAUAACGAAGAGGAUCUGGUGCCGAAAUGCGAAUACUGGGACACCCCGGCCGCGUUGAUGAAGCCGCGCAUCGAUAUGCACGAAUUUGCGUAUAAACCAAUGGAUCCAAAAGCGAUUCGCCUCGACCCACCCAUAAAGCCUCCGCCAGCCUUGCGCCAUGCGAUGGACAGGUUCUAUGCGGAAGGGCCGGAUACUGCGGCGAGAGAUGGCUGCGGAUGGGAGCUGAACGCCCUGGCCAGCUUCUUCGAACGAAAAGCCCACAUGCGCGCUAUACAAAUGGAGAAGCUAACCGCUGAGGGCAAAACGCUCGAAGAUUUGAUUACGAACAAGAUGACCCAGGAUGAUCUGGACGAGGAGCUGCGCGCCGUUGAACGCGCUCGCAUUGAGGCCAUGGAUGAGGCGGCGGCAAAUUGUCCUCCUCUCUCGUCAUUCAUCCAGAAGAGUGCGGCACCAGUCGCCUUGGGGAUGGACAACAAGGGCGCGCAGCUGAUGGCUAAAAUGGGCUGGAAAGGCACAGGGCUUGGUGCCAAGGAAACGGGCAUCCAAGUGCCGAUCAACGCCGGCGAGGUUCGCGACAAGAACGAAAUGUACAAGGGACUGGGCCAGGGCACCGACAUUUACGAAGACUUUAGAAGCAAGGUCGCCAGCGGGUUUGCCGCCCGAAACAAGCACUACGCCGAGAAGCGUGCCAACCAACAUGGUCGAGACGGUUAU